AAUCAGAAUGCAAAUCUGUUUAGCGCAUGCGUGGCCCGUCGAAGGUGACAUAUGUGAAGUAGAGAGGAUGAGAAUACGCUGACAUAGUAAGGAGACGUCUGGGCCUCACAUUCUACAGACAGAAGUUUUAGCUGGACCAGGCGGGAUUAACGUGACACAUGAUGCUAUGGCGUGGCUUGUGUAAAGAGGCAAUCCAACUAUGUAUGCUACAGGCUCAUCGCUGUGCUGGAACUUAUACCUGGUCAAGCUUAAAGGAUCAUUACCAAGUCCUAGGAGUUGGGAGAAAGGCCACAAGUGAAGAAAUUAAGAAUGCAUUUUUUACCUUGUCAAAGAAGUGCCAUCCCGACAGUGACCCUACAAACCCUCUUCUGCACUCCCAGUUUGUGCGUCUAAAUGAGGCCUAUAAAGUGUUAAGUAAACACUCCUCCCGCAUGGAAUAUGACCAGGUUUUGGAAGCAAUGCAGAGAGAAAAUUGGGGUUCAGGCCGCAGCCCAUAUAAAUCUUCUAGCACAUCAUACAGCUGGAGACAAUCUUAUCAGACAGAGCAAGGACCAUUUACCAGGUCUUCAUAUGAAGAUAAAGCACGAUACUGGUCAGAUUUUCCUCCAACAGGAGAAUGGAAAGAAGAUCGAAGGCAGAGAAACGUUACACUGGUUUUAUAUUGCUUCUUAGUUGCAGGCCUAAGUAUCUUUAUACACUUUGAGAUUUAUAGCACAUUUAGAGACAUUCGCCGUAAGGAAUCCGAUGAACAACAGAUGAGGAUUUUAAAAUUUUACAAUGAGAGGAAAGAAAUUGCUAAAGCUCUCCGGUAUGGAUUGCGAUGGCUUACUUCCACAGAAUACAACGUCUCUUCAGACGGCUUGUCUGGGGGGGAAGCCUGCUAGGAUACGGUUGGAGACACUACAGAAGGAGCAAAUGGUUCGAGCAUGCAGCAGAAAAUUCUGCUUCAAAAGCAUGAAGAAAAGCUGAGGCAAUUAUAUGGACGAAACCUUGAAGAUGAAUUUAGAAAAUAAGAGAAAUAUGGUGUUGAGAGUUGAUGAAAAAAAGUCAUCUUUUCCUUAUAAUGUGUCUGAUAAUUUGUAUGACAAGUAAACUGUAUUAUUCUGUGAAUAAAACUGUAUAAAUAUUAAAAA
Hyla sarda is the source of this 1133-nucleotide messenger RNA. It is a transcript of the gene DNAJC4, whose product is annotated as DnaJ heat shock protein family (Hsp40) member C4. NCBI's taxonomy places the organism in Eukaryota, Metazoa, Chordata, Amphibia, Anura, Hylidae. The record is from RefSeq and is a predicted model, not a curated record. The coding region runs from base 159 to 884 and encodes 241 amino acids. The transcript is spliced from 9 exons.